AUGGUGCUCGGGGCUAUGGUGAUGGCUGUGGCUGCAAGCCUGGCUCAAGGGUGUUCCAGGGCAUACUAUGAGGAUGCCGCCGGCCACCACUACACCGGGCGCACGAUGGAUUGGACGGAGGCCACGAAGGCCAAAAUCUGGGCCUUUCCCAAAAACAUGAAGAGAGACGGAGGUGUGGGUCCCGGUUCGCUUGAGUGGACCUCGAAGUGGAACUCAGUGGUGACAUCAAUGUACGAUAUGGCCUCCGUGGAUGGCAUCAAUGAAAAGGGGCUGGUCGGUAGCCUCCUUUACUUGGUGGAGUCGGAUUAUGGGAACGAACACCGUGAUGCUCAGAAGAAACUCUCCGUCGGCGGCUGGCUGCAGUACGUGCUGGACUCCUUUGCCACGGUUCCGGAAGCAGUGGCGGCCUUGCAGUCGGAUGCCGUGAACAUCAUCGCACCAGAUCUUCCCAGUGGAGACGCUGCCGCUGCGCACCUUGCCCUUUCAGAUGCCUCAAACGGGUCUGCAAUCCUCGAGUACAUCUCCGGCCGCCUCGUCAUUCACAAUGGCUCCCAGUACAAAGUGAUGACCAACUCGCCACCCUACGACGAGCAGCUGGCGCUCACAGCCUAUUGGGAAGGAGUCGGGGGGAAUACUUUUCUCCCAGGAACUCAUCGGGCGGCCGACCGCUUCGCACGUUUGAGUUUCAACCUGCAUGCGGUUCCUAAAGCCAGUACUUCCCAGCUCGCAGUGGCCACUGUCUUCUCCCUCGUGCGAUCAAUCUCCGUGCCUCUGGGUCUAGCAGAUCCUCGCCACCCGAAUUUGGCCUCGACGAGGUGGCGAAGCGUCACCGAUCACACCAAGGGCAAGUAUUACUUCGACUCCGUCAUCAAUCCCAGCGUCUUCUGGGUGGACAUGGAGAACAUCGACUUCACCGGAGUGGACUUUCAGGCCUACAAGAUGCAGAAGCAGCUGCGACUGACCAUCGACUACGCCAGGAGAGCUGUUCUGACGGCUGCACAGCUGGAGGAUUCGAUCGGCAAGGCCAGCGCUCUUGCCAAUCAAACUGUCGGUCGCAGCGCCCAGUUUCUAAACCUUCCAGGCUUUCCUCCGGCUGGACUCUGGCGGCCGCCUCCGCCCAAAGGCUUCGGCGAGCGCCCGUCAGACAUGGCCCCCGCGUUCCUGGACUUCAUGUACCAG
Molecule: messenger RNA, 1179 nt
Organism: Symbiodinium sp. CCMP2592
Lineage: Eukaryota; Dinophyceae; Suessiales; Symbiodiniaceae
Source: the annotation of a GenBank genome assembly